Molecule: messenger RNA, 908 nt
Organism: Musca domestica (house fly)
Lineage: Eukaryota; Metazoa; Arthropoda; Insecta; Diptera; Muscidae
Exons: 2
Coding region: 183-431 (82 amino acids)
Source: RefSeq, a predicted model, not a curated record
UUCUACAAGUAACAGGCAAAGUGUUAUAAUAAUUGACAUUUGAACAAAAAAAAAAAAAAAAAAAAAAAAAACGUGACAUAUUGACAAGUGACAAUAAAACAGAAGUGCGCUUUCAAAAAUAUCAAGCAUUUUUGCAGAAAAAUAUAUAUUAUUAACAAAAUAUUUAUAGAGCAACUAGAAAAAUGUUAUCCCUAAAAUUGAAUAAAUUAUGUGCAGCUGUCUUGCUGGUCGUGCUGGUGUUAUUGUGUUGUAAAUCGGAAUCGACGGAAGCGGGCCGUGUUAUAUUUUACGCGCCACGAUCAAAUUUAAUCUAUACGGGACAGAUAUUGUCAACGCAGCCGAAAAAGGAACCUUGCCCCAAAUGUCAGAUGAGAGAUCACCGAGGUCGUUGUCGUCGCAUUAUAACAUUUAAUGCAGGCGAACCAUGUUAACUGCAGUUAUUUCUGAACAAAACAAACACGACAUUUGGUUUGGAUAGACAUUCCAAGAAUCUCUUAAGACUGCUGACGUUGUUUUCUUACUACUAAACGCUUGCCAUAAAAAAGUAUUCCUAGAAUUAUUUAAUUUAUUUAAUAUAAGUUAUAUAUAAGUUAAUGUUAGAAGUUAAAGUUUAUUUCACACUGCUAUGGUGUUUCUUUAUUUUGUUACUAACAUUUAUGUUGCGGUGCUAUGCACCUCUCUUGUUGGAUUUACAAUUAUGAAUUGCUUCAACUUAAAACUAAUAUUAUACUGCAGCCUGGUCGUGCUCGUUAUUACGCUGAGUCAUCACUUGCGGUGCGCUGGUAUUAGUGCGCGUGUUUGUGGCGGAUGACUGCCCUGGUGUCAUAUUCCUGUUGAUUUGUCGGACUGCUUGCGCAGCAUAAUGAUGGGAAUGUUUACUAGUUGGUUUGCAUAUUUAGUUUGAUGUU